GGGAAUAUUCAAGUGAGAAUAACUCAGUACUGAAAAAUUACGAACAGACUUUUUUUUAAAUAUUGUUUCCAAAAAUUUUUAAGAACAAUUUAAAUUAUUUUUACCAUUAGUAUUAAUUAACGAUUUAAAUUAUAUAAACACUAUGGUGAGAGUUUGUGCUGUAAAAAGUUGCCCAAGUGGCCGGAAAAGUAAAAAAGUAGUGAAAGAAACAUCGGGUUCUGUGUCUUUUUUUCAAGCAAUAACCCCAGCGAGGUUAGAACAUUGGACCAAAUCUUUGGGUAUAACAUUGAAGGCAUCCGAUUACAUUUGUCAAUUUCACUUCAAGGCAAAAGAUAUAAAUAUGUAUACCAAGAUUGUCAUCGGAAAUGAAGUCCACUUUCAUUCUUCAGGCAGAAAAAAACUUUCAGAAGAAGCAGUGCCGACGAUAGAACAUCAGUUGCAGCUCAAUCCUGAACAACAGCAACUAGAACAAGAACAACAGCAGCUAGAACAAGAGCAACAGCAACUAGAACAAGAACAACAGCAACUAGAACAAAAACAACAGCAAUUAGAACAAAAACAACAGCAAUUAGAACAAGAGCAAGAGCAACUAGAACAAGAGCAAGAGCAGCUAGAACAAGAUCAGCAGCAACCAGAACAAAUACCCGAAAUUAUGGAGCCAAUUUCAUCUUUAAUGGAAAAGUUUUCAAUACUACCCCAGUAUUGGUCAUAUGCUGAGAAGUCCAACGCAAUGGAAUUUUUUCGGUUUGAUCCUGUGCAAAUGCGGAUUCAAAAUCAUAUAGCUUGGAAUGACGAUCUUUCUAUUUCGGUAAUUUUCCCAAAUAAUGAAAAAGUGAGUUUAAGUGAUAAACUAUUUUCACUAGAUGAAAUCUAUGAUUAUUUAAAAUCUGUCGAAAAAUGGCCAUUAUGUGUUGGCACACUAAUCGAGAAACAGAGGUAUUCAAAUGAUUGCAAACGAGUAAUCAUUGGCGAUGAAGCUUAUCAAAGGUGUCAAAUGAAUCCUAGGUGUAAAUCUUGUCGUGUUCUCCGUAAGCGAUUACAGAGCUGCAACAAAAUUUAUAAAAAAAAAAGAAAGUUAUGUACGACUUAACAGAAAUUUUUAAUAAAUAAUAUUUUAGAGAUAUAUUAAUAUCUAGGAAUUAUUGCUCCUGCGGAAUUAAUCUACACAAUUUGGAUUGAAUAAUUGUUCCUUGAGAUUGAUGAUGAUAGCAACUACAAAUGAAAAUAUACUGAAGUUCUUAAAUUUUUAGAAUUUCUUAAAGAUUGAGAAAAGCUUGAGCCCAUACCAGUCUCUAAAAGUACUUUAGUAGGUUUAUAAGUUACUUUGCAAGCGACACUACAAAUACUCGAUGCACUGUAUAUUGAGUGUAAUUACAGCUAUUUGAUCUGCAACACUUUCGCAAGAUCCUUUAGAAAGAUUGUGAUGCUAAUGGUCAUCCAGACCCUACAAUGUUUGCUCAAGUAUAUCGUCUGGCUUAUUGUUUUUCACUUAUAACGCCUCUUAAAGAAUGUAAUGUCCAUGGAGUUCAAAUUCUAAAGACAUUACUUGGGAUCAAAAACAUAAAAAAUAAACCAAAUAAAUCAAAACAAGAAUGGUUGAAAAGUAUUGAUUUGAUGUUAGAUAACAGUUCAUCUGUGAGUCAGAAUCUAACACAUGAAGAUGAACACAAUUAUAAUGAAGCCGUCACUAGUAAAGUGGUCCAGUUUUACAUCGCUGGCUACAUUGGCCGAAAACUUGAUAAAAUGCUUAAAUGUCAAAAAUUCUUACAAACAUUAGGGUGAAUGCAGCAGACAUCAGACGUAUUUUAAAUUAUUGAUAAAUAGAGUAAAUAAUUAAAAAAAAAUGCACAUUUAAAAAAUUUUUAAAUUAAUCAGUGCAUUUUUUGUAAAUAUUAUUUUUUUAAUUACUUACUGUGUUUAUUUAUAAUUUUAAAUUUGUCUAAUGUCUGCUACAUUCACGCUCAUUUACAAACUUUGGAGCCCAAUAGAAACGAUGGUAAAUUGCUGGCUCACAGUGAUGUUAUUAAUAAAAUGGAUUUAUACAGAGGACUGUACUAUCCAAGCGAUGGACUAUUUGCACUGACUCAACAACUUGAAGAGUGUGUGCUCAGAGCUGUAGCAAAAUCAUGAGUAUAGUUAGAAACCAUAUAUGAAAUAAGGGCAAAGAUUCGUAAAAAAUAAUUAUAAACUGUUGGGUGUUUUGAGCACCAGAGAUUUGACAAAGCAAGUAAUAGAUUUAUACGUUGUCAUGUGAGUAAAUUUUUUGGCCAAAUCUGAAAACAAACGCAAUAUUCUACGAUAGAUUUUUAUUAUCCUCUCAUGUAAUGCUCUGUUUUGAAAUAAAUUU
This is a messenger RNA of Microplitis mediator, 2347 nucleotides long. RefSeq names its product UPF0746 protein DDB_G0281095-like. The record is from RefSeq and is a predicted model, not a curated record. The transcript is spliced from 6 exons. Bases 143 to 1090 code for a protein of 315 amino acids. Lineage: Eukaryota; Metazoa; Arthropoda; Insecta; Hymenoptera; Braconidae.